Molecule: messenger RNA, 2583 nt
Organism: Hypoxylon trugodes
Lineage: Eukaryota; Fungi; Ascomycota; Sordariomycetes; Xylariales; Hypoxylaceae
Exons: 5
Coding region: 584-2461 (625 amino acids)
Biological process (GO): metal ion transport; transmembrane transport
Cellular component (GO): membrane
Molecular function (GO): magnesium ion transmembrane transporter activity; cobalt ion transmembrane transporter activity; cobalt ion binding
Source: RefSeq, a predicted model, not a curated record
GGAGAAUAAAAUAACUCAUAGCUGUUUUCUUUCUGUAUUAAGUACCGUUCAAUUCCUUCAAUUAAAGAACAGCAUACGUUCUUUAAAGUUUUAUGUCAUAGGCUAUUUAGUGGUCCUAGUGGGGGUCCCGUAUAUUUCUGUCCAAUGACAUCAUUUCAAUUGUCUAGCUGCCAAGAUUUGUGUCCCCUGAACCCAGAUUAUUGGGAAGGUUUCGCUAGCAUUAAGGUCAGAACCUUGAUCCUUUCCCGAAACUGUUCAAUCGCCGCGCAUAAUUAACAAAAUGGAACCGAAUGAAAACAAUCUCACCAACUCGUCUACCAGAUCGUCCUAUUCUCCUAAUAUCCUUUCAAUCCCACUGCUUGACUAGUGGAAAUAUAAUAAUGUUGCGUCGACGUUGAAGUCCCGCCGCUGUUUUAGUCGAAGUUCUAUUACAAGUUCGACGAAAUAAUAUCCUUCUAUGGAGGAGCUUCGAGUCAACAUUUGUCGCAUACGUUUCUCCAAAUUGUUUUCGAUUCAAGAACCUCUUUAUCAUGAUUAAUUAGCAUUGUCGCAUUUAUAAUAUCGCCAUUCUUAGUCCUCAACCAUGUCGCGACCCGUCUCGCGCGCGUCCUCGAACAGCACGGCGACCGAAAGAUUCCCCGACGUGCCAGAUACCGAAGUUACAGCGCCGCCGUCAUUGCCCGAACUCGCUCAUACCAACAGCGAUGCAUCUGCUAUAUCCCCAACCACAAACGAUACCAGGGCUAGAGUACGAUAUGCAGUGAACGUCGACACUUCGUCGGUAUCUCAACCAGCACAACUCUUCUCUCCCCUAUCUCCUACCGCCGGGCUUCGACGACGUACAACUCGAUCCAAUACAUUCAUGACCCUCGAGGAAUUCGAAGACUUCGAAGCGCAACCGGGAUGGAAGCCAGGUGCUGAGCCUGGUUUCGACCCUUCGAAACCAGAUGGCGGGCAAGAGACAAUACCAGACCUACACGCCGUAUGUCAGAUUACGGUUGUUGAUUUCUCGCAAGACAACCUACAAGUUCACGAAUUAGACAACAAUCAGCUCAUUGAUUUCAUCAAAGAGCCGCAACCUGAUUGGGUAAAAUGUCGGUGGAUUAAUGUUAAUGGUCUGUCGUGGGAUGUUAUAAGCGCUCUGGGGAGGUACAAAGAUUUACAUAGGCUGGCGAUUGAGGAUACCAUGAACACAAGGAACCGUACCAAAGCCGAUUGGUACGCUAAUCACGCAUUCAUCAUUCUGACAUGUCAGAAAUUGGUACGCCUCGUUGAAGAUGACAGCAGCAGUGACGAUGAGAGCGACGAUGCUCGAAGUGUGAAGAGCAAUAAAAGCCUUAGGUCGAUGAAGACUGUAUCGAAGAAAGCUCGACGAUGGUUCGGCAGGAAGAAGGUUGAACAUCCCACGACCACCGCCAUGCUGGAAAAGGGCAUCAAACCGCCUCUAACCCCCGGACACAGCUUUACGCACCAACCGACGGGCUAUUCCGACGUCUUCAACCCCAAUACACUGUGUACCUUACAGAGGUAUCAUGCUUCGCCAAACACUGCCAGAACGGAGUAUAUGGAGAAGAACUCAGCCCUGGCCGCAAGAGGGGUAGCAGUUAUGGCGGAGCAAGUUGCUAUGUUCAUUACCUCAGAUAACACAGUCAUCGCCUUUUUCGAACAAUCAGCCGACGAUGUUGAGAAGCCUAUUCUUGCCCGAUUAGCCAGCCCGACUACUAUUCUUCGACAGUCAUGCGACGCCUCAAUGGUUGCACAAGCCAUAAUUGAUGCGAUAAUUGACAUGGCCAUUCCCGUCACAGCAUGUUACACUGACGUUGUUGGCGACCUCGAACUUGAUGUAUUAACGCAUCCUAGUGUUAAGCACACUAAGAAUCUUUAUAUCAUCAUCUCAGAAGUCAACAAAAUGUUCAGUCUCGUCAAUCCGAUCCAGACUCUCAUUAACGCGCUCCGCGAUCAUAAGACGAAACUGAACCAGGAAGAUGCGACGCGGGAGUUACAGAAUCCUCUUGGAGGCGUUAUUAUUUCGCCUAUGACGUACACAUACUUGGGCGAUGUGUAUGAUCACUGUGUUCUUAUCACAGAAAAUCUUACCCAGAUCAAGGAGACGGCCAACCAUAUGAUCGACCUAAUAUUCAACACGAUUGCCACAUACCAGAAUGAGAGCAUGAAGCAGCUCACAGUUGUCACCAUCCUCUUUUUACCUAUGACAUUCUUGACCGGUUACUUCGGUCAGAAUUUCACUGACUUCCCGGCUACCCAACAAUCUGUCAAUUCCUUUUGGUGGAUAGCAAUCCCGGUCGCAGCAGCAACAAUCGUAAUAAUGAUGCGUGAGACGCUGUUCGAAUGGUUUAACAGAAUCUCCCAACGCCGCCAUAUUCUCGGCGCCAGGAAGAAACGCGAGGAGAAAAUCGCCCGUGCAAAGAAGAGGAGGUCGCAUACUUGGAAGUCAGUCUAAGAGCUGACAAUUGCAUUACUGAGUUGGGUUGCAUAUACUAGAAAUCGUCUACUUCGGCUGGACAACGUAUAUAGACCGAUGAUACCCUGUUAAAUAUGAAUUCACAUACCCAAGGAUUAGGA